GCCAUCUGCGUUUGUUUUGAUCAGCUGCUGUAACCCGUGAUUAUUCAGCAAUCAGGAAAUAAAUUUGUACCAUAAAUCAAUUGUGAACUCUAUCACUGAUUUAUUUUACACAGCAUAAAAUGAAGUCAGAAUUACAAUGAAGUCUGCUAAGCUAAGGGUGCCCUCUAAACUGCAUGCCACAGGUUUACGCAAAUGCUAUUUUAAGUUCCUUUUGUGUUAAAAAUGGCUCGACCUGCUGACCGAAUGAGACUCAAAGACAAAAUCAUCGAUAAUAUUUCCAAAGCGAUUAAAUCGAUCCAGGAAUUGAUAUUUUAUCAAUCAAAGGAUCCUGUACUGUCAGCAAGUGGGGGCGAGCAGCUAGGGGUUACUUUAAGCAAUGGAGAUCGACCGUGUCAUAAAUUGUGUGAACACUUGGACCAUGCACUUCUUCAUGGACUAAAACAAGUUACGCAUGGAUACUGGCGUGUAGUGAAGCAGCUGUCACACAAAGGAAUGGUUCGAGAUAUUGAUAUGCUUAUCAAUGUAACAACAGAUUUGGGACGAGGUCGAGCAUGGAUGUUUGCUUCAUUGAACGAGGGUCUGCUAGAGAGCUACAUCAAACUACUGGGAGACAGCACCAAGUUGUUGAAGAAAUAUUAUGAUAAAGAUGCUUUAGUCCUUGAUGAAGAUAGGAUGAACAGGCUCCUAACAUUGGCUUCAGGCCUAGAGUGUGUCACAUUCAGGCUGGAGUAUGACUUGCCCUACCUUGACCUGAAUGCUUACCCACCUCGAAGCAGGACGGACAGUGAGCAGGAGGGAGAUGUUUUCACCUCAGUGCCAGACAGUGGUGGACGUGUCAGGACUGGCAGCUUAAGAUCAGCAUCUGAGUUUUUUCCAAGCUCACCUGACUCAUAUCGACUGCCCAGUGACUCUGACUCCGCUAGCACAGCAAGCUUGGACACUCAUGUGCAGUCUGAAAGUGCUCUUCAAAUGCGCGCUAGCACCUACUCUUCUGACUCUGGCUUCCCCAGUGAAGCAGCCUCUAGCAAGCAGCGCAGCGUGACUCCGACUGACGUCUUUGUCAACACACGACGCAGCGGGACACCAAGCGACACCCUGUCGCUGGUGUCAAUCGGAUCUGAACCCGACCGCCACCAGAGGCUGGAGAGUAUCCUACCAGCCUACAACGAAGACGCCGACGGAAACACAGAAUCUCUUGAGGUUAUUCGCGUCGUCAAGAAUAAAAAGGCUUCAAGCAAUAAAACAAAGAAGAAAAAGGUCGGAUCACACAAGAAAGAAACCACAGAGAAGAAUACAGUAACAACUGAAAAGGUGGAAUCUGUAACUCCUAUUCAGGUUGAUGUAGAUACAUCUAGUCAGUGUGUUCAGAAUACGAAACAAGAUGCAGAGAUUGAUACUGUGAGUGGCAGUAAAGAUGUACAGAUGGUGAAUGGGUACAAAGCUGACUGUGAUAGAAGUCAUAUCCCCCAGUAUGACUCUGGGGUGGAUAUUUGUGGGCUAGCGUCUGAUGUUGAGAAACAGGAUGUGUCGGUCUCAGACGCAGCCGUGGCGCCUGCUGCACAAACAGCAGACAGGCCGGAAACAGCAAGCCAGCCUUCAGCGUUUUCUCAGAUAGAGAGUAAAAUUGCAGAGCUUUGCGCAGUAAAAACUGUUCCAUCUAGUCAAAACCAUGUGAACUCUGAGGUUAAAAAACAGAAUGGAUCUGACAAUAAACAAGUUAGUAAACAAGAUAAAAAUGUACAGCACGCAAUGUCAUCCACACCUCCCAAACCUGUAGACUCUACAUCUCAGAAUGGUCACCAUGACCCAGACAGCAAGAAGGACAUUGGUCACUCAGAGAGCUUAUCCAACAGGAAAUUGGAGAAAGAAGAAGUUAAAAAGUCUGACCAAGACGAGGAUUUUGAUUUUUAUUCUGUGAAAAGAAAAGAGGGAAGUGAGAGCAAGCGAGAAUUUGUGAACUCUCACUCUGUCUCUAACAUGCAGGAUUACAUGAACUACAUUCUCCAACCCGAGUCCCCACCAACUUACACAGAAUGUGACCAACCAACGCCAUACAACAAGCUAAUAGAUCUACAUGUUGACCUGGACAACAACUCCAAACUUCAGAUCAUGCUGGAUAUACUCACGCACGAGGAUGAAAAAUUUGUCAAGAUGUUUGCCACCAGAGAGAACCUGAUAGAAGGCGACGCUGGCAUUGUGUACGUCCUCGUGUCAGACCAGUGUCUCUACCUGCUCAAGUACAGGGCAGCGGCUCGCAAGUUUCAGCUCCACUCAUCUGCCCUCUUGGUGGAUCUCAUCUUUAUCAGUACUGGCUUGAAUGAUCAGACAAUGAACAUUGAAAGCCGUGGACAAAACAAACAGAAGCAAAGGCUGUGGAUUACACCAGGACAUCAACAGCUCACUAAGGCAAUUUUGGCCUGUCUGACUGAACAAGUGAAACUAGCAACUGAACACAUCACAUCUGGAAAAUCAAGAUUCAGUGUUGGGAGUGAAGUCCCCUUGCAGAAAAUUGCACUCAGGAAAUAUAUUUCUAAAGAGCUGACCUGUGAGAGCACAGAUGUAACCAUUGACGACUACUCCCUGGUCUUCUGGGAAGAUCCUUCUUCAGGAGGGAAACGUAACUCUGACACAGCAUACAAGGAAGGGACACUACUCCUACAGACACAGGACCCUGUUAAAGGUCUAAUAUGGAAGCCAGUUUAUGUAGUUUUAAAGAACUCCAUGUUGACAGUUUCCAACAACAAGUCUGACCUCCGACCCCAGUCCUACCUCGGGCUAGGUGGUGACCAGUGCGUGGGGUGCCGGCUGACCUCCCAGGGUGACCGCAGCCACUGUGUGGAGCUGAUCAUUGCUAAAGGUGGCAGCUGGUUCCUGGCGGCGGCCACGGAACAUGAGAUCUCAGACUGGAGGAACAUGCUGUGUCUGGCUGUGUCCCUGGGAACUGUACACGAUGACACCCUGAGGACAUGUGUACCCUGCUGUGCUGUGCUGGCCUGUGCCAAUUUGUUCUUGUGUCACGAGGACCUCCAGACCAAAUUCUUCCGAACACUGGGGCGGGCCCAGGUGGUGGAUGUGACCAGUAUAAGGAUUGAUGAGGAGGACCCCACUUACUGUGUCAUUGAGUUUGAGUCUCAAGAAGCCAGAGUCUCCAGCAAUGAGUGGGUUUUUUACUUUGCUUCAGCCCAGGAUUUGGACAGGUACAAAAGUGCAAUAUGUAAAGCCUGGAAGGAAAUAUUUCUGGUAGAGCUUCCAAUCCUGCCACUUGAUAAAAUUGGCCUCCAGAGGAACUGUCACUCUCAUUCACAACAUCUGCAGCAGCAGCUCUGCUUCAGGUGACCAGUGGCUAUUUAUAGCUUGUGCAUCAGGUGACCAGUGGCUAUUUAUAGCUUGUGUAUCAGGUGACCAGUGGCUAUUUAUAGUAUUUAUAGCUUGUGCAUCAGGUGACCAGUGGCUAUUUUUAACUAUUGUAUCAGAUGACCAGUGGCUAUUUCUAAGUUGUACAUCAGAUGACUAAUCGUUAUAUUGAACGGAUAAAUUAGACCAGUGACUCUGUAAACAGAUAUGCUUAGAUGGCCAUUGUUUACAUGAACUUUGCUUUGUGAUGAGGUAUUGCAGCUGAUCAUUGGAUAUGUCAAAUGUUUUGCUUUAGCUGAUCAAGUUGUAAUGUGAAGCUCAGCUUUAUAUAUUCAAUGGGCUUUAUGAACAGACGUAUAUUAGAUUACCAUUUGAUCCCAGUCAUGAAGAAAUUAUCAACAUUCAAGGUUUAAUUUUUUUGUAAAUUUUCAGUUUGUGCCUGCUAAAAUUGUGAAUGAUUGUGGAUGUUUUCUCAUGUUGUAUGUAGAUCUUGUGACAUUCAUUGUAUGAAUGUCAAGCUUAUACUUUUUAUCAUGUGACUAGUCAUGUGACUCUCACAUCACUACUGAAGUAUAACAGUUUAAACAGCUGAAUGACAAAGAUUCUUUGGCAGGUUCACAUUACAACAAAUGCUGUCUGGCAACUCAGCAGCUUGGUUUAGUCUUCAUAACUUGUACACAAAAAAUCUGCCCAUAAUUCAUAAUUUUUAUAUGAUUUUUAUGGAGUGACUUGAUCAUGACAACAUUUGUUAAGGGUAAUUUUGAAUUUGACUCCUGAUUGUGUGCUUGAUUGUUCUGUUGAACUAGAUUUGUAAAUUUCAAGAUAUUUCUAAAAAUGUGUGAUCUACGGUGUAAUACACUUUAAUGUAGGAAAUAGAAACUAUUCUAAGAAAAGUGUGGAGAUUAUCACAGUGAACUCCGUUGUGUGCUACUAACUCUAAAAAAAAUGUUGUUGAUCUUUUUUCAGUCAUUGUUUUACUAUAAGUUUUUAAAUUUUUUUUUUCAAAAAGGGUAUGUUGCAAUAUUUUUUCUGACUUGCUGAAAUAAAAAUAAGAGUAAAUCAUCUGCCUUUAGUGGUAAAAACAGUUCCGUUUUGUUUUUUUUUCUUAAUAAUAUGUGCUAAUGUUUACCUGAUUUGUAGGUAAAAGCUCAACCUAGCUAUAACAGUGUAUCAAUAAUAUUUUCACACUUUAAAAGUGACAUUUUUAUUCACCUUGUGUUGUUAAUUUUAAAUUUAUUUUUAAAUUACUAUUUGUAGUGAACCUUUUGAAAGUGGUAAAAACUUGGGUAAACAGCUCACAAUGCUCAGUGUAUCAUUUAUAGUUUCAAUUUUUUAAAUUUUGCAUAGCUUUAGAGAACAGUUUAUUACAUUUUGUAGCUUUAUUUAUUUAAUAUUUUUUACACUUUAAAAUUGUAUCCUCACGUUUGUUGACUCUUUGCAGUCCUAUACUGCAGUGAUCACCUGAGAAUUUUCUUUUGUGGAACAUUCUAAUGCUUCCACAUUUGCCCAAACUAUGUUUAGUACUUUACAGAUAGUUACUGAAGUCUUGCAGGUAACAAAAUUUUAGCGGAAGUGGGAAAAUAAAUAGUUAUAUUUGAAUUGUUUUUCUUGUACUAUAUCUAGCAGUUUCUUUUUUACAAAUUUUUUUAAAGUUAAGAAUUUUUAUUUUAAAAUAAGGUUAAUAUAGUUAGUGAAAUUAGAGCUAAUUAAAACACCUCCACUGGUGAAUGGGUUUAUUUAUGAUGUAGCUAAUACAUUGAAAUUGAAAAAGAAAUUAGUACCAGUACAUUGAAUUUUUCUGUAUAAAGCUUUUUGUUUUAUUUUUUAAUUAAUUAUUUUUUUUAAAGUGCCAUGGUUGGAAAACUUGUAUUUUUGCUUAGCCAUAUAGGAAGUGAAAUUGUUUUAUGCCCAGA
This is a messenger RNA of Physella acuta, 5267 nucleotides long. Its product is annotated as pleckstrin homology domain-containing family M member 2. Gene Ontology annotation, biological process: Golgi organization; lysosome localization; regulation of protein localization. NCBI's taxonomy places the organism in Eukaryota, Metazoa, Mollusca, Gastropoda, Physidae. The record is from RefSeq and is a predicted model, not a curated record. Gene Ontology annotation, molecular function: kinesin binding. Gene Ontology annotation, cellular component: endosome membrane.